UGAGAUACAUUAGGAAUAGCAAAGGGAAAAUGGCCAUGCAUAUGCAAGCACCCACAAUCAGUCUUAACACUGCAAGGUCCCCAUCUUCAUUAGCUCCAGCUGCCAAUGCUGGCCUGCGACCACACCUCAACCCUUUGGCUUUAAAGUCAUCUUUCUUCUCUGGUUCCCUUAACCUCUUACUUCAUCCAAUGCAACAGUAUCUUACUUCUGGAGCUCCCAGGAUUUCCAUGCGUGUGGCCUCCAAGCAAGCCUAUAUCUGUCGUGAUUGCGGGUAUAUUUACAACGACAGGACCCCCUUUGAGAAAUUGCCUGAUAAAUUCUUCUGUCCUGUUUGUGGUGCUCCAAAACGAAGGUUUAGGCCCUACGCUCCAACUGUUGCAAGAAAUGCAAAUGAUAAAGAUGUUAGAAAGGCACGAAAAUCCGAAAUCAAGAAAGAAGAAGCAAUUGGGAACGCACUUCCUAUUGCAGCUGCCGUGGGAAUUGCAGUGCUUGCGGGAAUAUACUUCUAUCUGAACAACAAAUUUUAGGCUGGUUGUUUGGUUCCAUUACCCUUUACGUCAGAAGAAAUGAACCUCUAAUUUAUUCCUAUUCAUUUGUUUAUUUAGGUCAACUUUCGCAUGGUUCUAUUCUAUCUUAUUCCUUCUGUUAAAUUACCAACAUAUUUGAAUAGUAUCACCUAAGAAGCGGGCAGCUCUUUGACUA
Messenger RNA from Glycine soja, 702 nucleotides. RefSeq lists its product as uncharacterized. Bases 30 to 527 code for a protein of 165 amino acids. The record is from RefSeq and is a predicted model, not a curated record. NCBI's taxonomy places the organism in Eukaryota, Viridiplantae, Streptophyta, Magnoliopsida, Fabales, Fabaceae. Gene Ontology annotation, molecular function: iron ion binding. The transcript is spliced from 4 exons.